GGCAAAGGCGGCCAGGCAGAAGAGGAACAGCACAACUCACAACCCACACCACACCACACCUUCCGGCCACCACACCGCCACCCUCCCUUGCGUUGUUUUGUGUCACCAUGCCAAAGUCAGCGACGGUCGAGGUGAUCCACAUGCUGGGUCGUGACUCGUUUGAAAUUACUUCCAAGACCACAGGCCAUGACCUCUUUGUUCAGGUCAUGGAGAAGCUUGAAGCGCCCGCCAACUCCUUCUUCAACCUGCAGUACACAGACAACAAGGACUUUGAGGCCUUCAUCAAGCCCGAGAAGAAGGUGCUGUCGCAUGACUUGAAGAAGGUCAAGGAUGCGCCCCACCAGUUUGCCCUUCGCGCCCAGUUUUAUCCUGAGCUUGUGAACGAGGAGCUGAGUGACGAGCGCGUGCAAGAGCUCUUCUGGCUGCAGAUCAGGGAGUCGAUUGUCUCCGACACGUGCUACUGCCCGCCAGAGCUCUGUGUCCUCUUUGCCGCAGAGGCGAUGCAAGCGGACCACGGUGACCUUGACCGCGCCACGCACGCCGGGAUGAUUGACGCGGCCAAGUGCCUGCCCGAACGCGUUCUCCGACAGCACGAUUUGACACACGAGCAGUGGGCCGAGCGCAUUGCAAACGCCUGGGACACGCUGCGGGGCAUCUCCAGGCAACAGAUUAUCAUGGACUACUUGAACGUGGCGCAGGACCUUGAGCAAUACGGCGUCACCUACUUCGAGAUCCACAACAAGAAAGGCACGAAGCUGUGGCUGGGCGUGCACAACCUUGGCAUGGACAUCUACGAGUACAAGAACAAGGUCACGCCGCGUCUCGGGUUCCCCUGGACGGAGAUUGCAAACAUUUCCUUCAACGACAAGAAGUUCACCAUCAAGAUGGUCGGCGGAAAGGCCCCGGACUUCAAGUUCUACUCGCCGCGGUUCAAGGUCAACAAACGCAUCCUCGACCUGUGUGUCCGCAACCACCAGAUGUAUGUCGAGCGCAGGCGAAAGCAGCUGAUGGGCGAUGGUAUGGUUGAGGACCGCGCUGCCUUUGAGGCCAAGAUCAAGAAGACCCGUGAGCAGCUCUCGGCGAUUCGGCGAGACUUGGAGAGCGUGAAGGACAAGACACACGAGACAGCAGAGGACAGGUACUACGAGCAGCAGAAGGAGGCUGGCAUGGACAAGUACAAGACAAUGAAGAAGGCACAGUCAGGCGAUGCGCGGAGGCGUAUUGAAGAGUUUGAGAACCUCGAGGAUGAUGUGGAGUGCUGACGCAAGCCGCUUUCUGCUGUUGCCUGUUGCAUCACACGUCUUGCUUCACUUGACCUGUUCCCUUCAACCCCGCUCUCUUCUCUCACGCCACCACCGCCAACCAACCUUUCUGCCUCCAGCCUCUUCUUGUCUCUUGCUGUCCUCUGUUAGUUCACUGUUUGUCCACAAACACACACACACAUCUCUUCUUCUCUCCUUCUUCUUCAUCUCCUAUCAUGAUUUUUUGCCGCGUUGUUCGUGCUUGUUGUUCUUGUAACAUGAUGUGUGGCAAUGUGCUGUUCUGAGUACAACACGACAUGCGAGAUGAUGGACUGUACGCAAACACAAUGCACGCGU
This is a messenger RNA of Salpingoeca rosetta, 1598 nucleotides long. Its product is annotated as cytoskeletal protein. Gene Ontology annotation, cellular component: cytoskeleton; filopodium. Gene Ontology annotation, molecular function: cell adhesion molecule binding; actin binding. Bases 108 to 1262 code for a protein of 384 amino acids. Gene Ontology annotation, biological process: regulation of organelle assembly; positive regulation of early endosome to late endosome transport; positive regulation of protein localization to early endosome. The transcript is spliced from 12 exons. The record is from RefSeq and is a predicted model, not a curated record. Lineage: Eukaryota; Choanoflagellata; Craspedida; Salpingoecidae.